AUCUCUUUCCAAAGCACAUCCUACCCCAUGCAUUUCUCUUUCAUUUCAAAGUGAAGAAGAAAGCAUAUAAAAGCUUUUGUCCAUAUAAAUUUCACUUAAGUUUAGUUGUUUUUGGUUUGAGUGGUGCUUUUGUGCUUGAAUUUUGGAAAUUAUGUCUCUGAUUAGGAUACCAUUGCUCUCCCUACUGCUCACCCAAUCGACCUUAAGCUACCCAAGACCAAAAAUAAUUUAUCAAGAUUACCCAAGCAGCGCCAUCCAAUACCCUCAACAUCAAUACGAAUCAACUCAAGACAGCCAAGAGGUCCAACACGUUCAACCUCAAAGCGAGGACCUACACUCCCUCCAAGAGGAUCAUCAACAUCACCUUGAAUAUUUUACCCAUCCUAAGUACACUUUUAAGUAUGGCGUAAACGACUUUCACACAGGAGACAUAAAAAGCCAACAAGAGACCAGAGACGGUGACGUGGUUAAAGGACAAUACUCAGUGGUAGAACCGGAUGGUUCUAUUCGAACUGUAGAGUACACUGCAGAUAACCAUAAUGGUUUUAAUGCUGUUGUAAGGAGGACAGCUCCUAUUGAACAGCAUGAACUAGAACAUCAUGCAGUUGGGAAUGAUGGAUAUGGUCAUGAGUAUGAGGAGGAUGAACAGUAUUAGCCAUUUGUUAGGUUGUUAAUUAGCAAUAGUUCACUGGUUCUACUUUACUCUGCAUUAUUUAUUUUAUAGUUAGAAUCUACCUUAUAGAUGUAAUAUUAAUCAGGAGAGUAAUAUAUGUUUUUUUUU
Messenger RNA from Anthonomus grandis grandis, 781 nucleotides. RefSeq lists its product as uncharacterized. The record is from RefSeq and is a predicted model, not a curated record. The transcript is spliced from 3 exons. Bases 152 to 655 code for a protein of 167 amino acids. Gene Ontology annotation, cellular component: extracellular matrix. Lineage: Eukaryota; Metazoa; Arthropoda; Insecta; Coleoptera; Curculionidae.